This is a messenger RNA of Cladophialophora yegresii CBS 114405, 408 nucleotides long. RefSeq lists its product as uncharacterized. The transcript has a single exon. Bases 1 to 408 code for a protein of 135 amino acids. The record is from RefSeq and is a predicted model, not a curated record. Lineage: Eukaryota; Fungi; Ascomycota; Eurotiomycetes; Chaetothyriales; Herpotrichiellaceae.
AUGGAUGCCGUGGACUGCAUGCUUGCCACUGUAUAUCGACCAACGCCCUCCACGGAGGAAUGGUUGCCGAAGCACACUGAGAGCCUUUGCACGAAGAACCAGAAGAACACAAAAAGACCAAACAAGCGUCUGAGGGCAGAGGACGGAAAGAAUUCUGCUCUAGGGGAUGAAGAGGAAGGAGCAAGACCGGAUGUUGACGCUGAAACGAACGAGGUUAGAGAGAUUGGCAUUGAAGGGGAUGAGGAGGACGCCGAUGCUGGAUUCAGCGGGUUUGGAGAUGACAUUGGCCGUGCUCUGGCUGAGGCAACGGAGGGAACUGGAGAAGAAGCUCAGGGUCAGCAAGCCCUUCACAACGUCCUCGUCGACUGGAAGAUGGAGAUGAGUUUGCGACCGAAGACAACAGGGUAG